Chrysemys picta bellii (western painted turtle) is the source of this 12546-nucleotide messenger RNA. RefSeq names its product helicase with zinc finger 2 (gene HELZ2). Gene Ontology annotation, molecular function: RNA binding; 3'-5'-RNA exonuclease activity; 5'-3' DNA helicase activity. Gene Ontology annotation, biological process: miRNA catabolic process; mRNA catabolic process. NCBI's taxonomy places the organism in Eukaryota, Metazoa, Chordata, Testudines, Emydidae. Gene Ontology annotation, cellular component: P-body. The record is from RefSeq and is a predicted model, not a curated record.
GCCGGCCGGGCUCCCACGGGGCCGCGGUGAUGUAAUUUCCGCGAGGCGCUGCCAUAGGUUUGAAUGCAGCGAGGGCCCAGAAACGAAACCGAUCGCGGCGCAGCCCGGCUUAUAGGGCGCCGGCCGGAGUCAGCCCCCGCUCAGCCAGUCGCAGCCCGCGGGCCAGGACGCGGCCGGAGCCGGAGCGCAGCCGGGCAGAAGGACACAAAUUUUCCUUCCCUCCAUGCGGCCGCCGGGGUUUUUUAACUUGCGUGGAUGGCCAGGAAGGGCGCACUGAGCUAGGACCCUGCCUGCUCCUUGGAGCCUUCCUGAGCAUCUGAUCUGCUUUUAGAGAUUUGUAGCUGUGUUUACUUGGCCGCUGGGGAAAAUGCCUGCCGUUAACGGCCUCGUCCCCCUGACGCUGGACGGCCUGCAGAAGCGGCUGGAGCUGUGUCUGGUGUGCUCCAAGUGCAGCGUGAGGGAGAACGAGAGCACCUACGGGCGGAGAGAGGUGGAGCAUCGCUGCAUGCAUGAGAUCCUCCUGGCCCAGUGCAGAAGCAAGAGGAGCCAGCUAUGGAAGAAAGUGGGCAGGAGGCCGGGCUUCCCAAACCCAGCACGUUACGAGGUCUGCAGAUACUACUCCCCCGGCUCAGGGUGCCACAGGCACAGGAACCAGUGCACCUUUGCCACCAGCAAGGAGGAGGCGAUGGUGUGGAACUUCGAGAGAGAGCACGAACUGGAGCGGCGUGUGCUGAAAGCCAUGGUGCUCCAGGCACAGACGGCAGGCAGUACAAAAGGCCUCCCAAGCCAGGAAGUGCCCAGCGCCGCAGGGGAAAUCCGGAGCGAGUUUGGGGGGCAGUUCCAGGAGAUCUGCAAACUCUGCUUUUACCAAAGUCCCCAGAGAAUAUCCUCCGGGGGGCUGGCUGGGCUCUGUGAGGAGCACGGUGCUGGGAACGCUCUCCUGGUCCAUGUGGUUACCGACGGAAGGAGGAAGAAGCAGUACACUGCAAUCAGGCCGUGGCCGGAGUUCAUGUCGCAGCUCCGCUAUUGCAUGUUCGUCUCCAGAGGCAACCCGUGCAAGCACGGGGCCCAGCGGUGUAACUACGCGCACAGCGAGGUGGAGAUGGCGGUGUGGGAGGCUGAGCAGAAGCGCGGCCUGGUGCGCUCGGACCUGCUGCCGGCCGUGGCGACGGGCAGCGAGAACGGCGACAAGCCAGCGCAGCCCCAAGUCCAGUUCUACUGCCGGGCCUGCUUGGUGACCUUCAGCUCCCAGGAGAGCUUCGAGAACCAUUGCUCCCUGGUGGAGCACGCGCAGAUGGUCUCGGCCGACACCAUGAUCCAGUGGGCUCACCGCACGCCUCCCUAUGGGCUGAUCACAUUCACGCUGUGCAACAGAGGGGACAUCUGCGAAUAUGGUGAACGGUGCACCAAGGCCCAUUCCGUAGAGGAGCUGCAGGAGUGGAUCCAGAGAGCGAAGGCUGUCGAGAGGAACAGGAAAUCUGCCAAGAGAGACGGGCUCCUCUCCUACCAGGACCGUCUCAUUGCUGAGUACAAGGAGUGCCGCAACGAGGUGUUCAUUCUUUCUGAGCAGGUUGAUGGCGUCAUGGUUACCUGCGAGCAGCCCAUGCGGGUGCAUUCAGAGGACAGGAAGAUGCGAUACUGGUGGAAGUUCAAAGUUCACUCCCAGAUGCCGCUGAGGCAUGUGGCGUUACUGAAGAGAGAUCCCGGAGCCACCUUCUUCCUAGCAGGCGACGGGUUCCCGCGGGGCCUCACCUACAUCCGGGGGGAACGGUUAAAGGCUCUGCCGUCACCACAGCUCUCGUGCCUGGUGGAGGUCUGCAUGGAGUGCUGCACGUUCGGAGUUUAUGAGCAGUGGGUUGUCUUUGACUUCGGCAGCCGCCCCGUCCUGGUGCGGAAAAUCCAGGCCAAGAUCGGCAAGCGGGAGCUCCCCCGGCACGUCCCGGCUGGCACGGAGGGCAGCCGCUUUGUGAACUUUCAGCGCUGGCACAGCGGCAACCGGGUGAUCGUUCCCAGCGUGGAGAUGACCAGUGACGAGGUGGACCUGCUAGCCAAGUACAAAGCGCCAGCGCUCUCCCUGGAGUUCCGGCCCAGCAGCGCUGCAAACGCGCCCAUCACCCACCUCAACUACAGGGAGAGGAUGCACGACUUCCUGUUCCGAGAGGAGGAAGCGGAGCAGACCCUGAUUGACAAGCUUAACCUCCAGGUCACCAUCUCCCUGACCCCGAUGCUGCAGACCCUGUCCAUGGGGAUGAAGUUCGCCCUCUCUGGUGAGCUCUUUGCUGAAGUGCCGACCCCUUGUGCCCUAACGCCGGACACCAACGAGGGGUACCUGCUGAGCCGGUCUGUGAGCACCGCUUUCCUGGCACCUGACCCGCCCACGGACAACCGGGUGUACGAGGUCAAGGUGGAAAGCAAGGCCAUCACCGAGAAGAGCAUCUGGCUCCUCAUCCCCCGGAGAUGCUGCUCUGAGCUUGGCUUCCAGCAGGGCACCUCCUGCAAGGUGGAGAUCCAGUUCCAGAUCGACCGGCUGCAGUUCCGGCUGUGGCACUACGCGGUGGACCAGCUGCUGGACGAGCGGCUGAUCCUGCCCGACGUUGCAGCCUGUUCCAUCCCCACUCCCCCACUGCUACCGCUGAGCGGGAACAAGAAGCAGAUGCAGGCCAUCUCCUUCAUCACCGGCCAGGCCACCAGCACCAGGCAGGUCCCUCCUCUUCUGAUCUAUGGGCCUUUCGGCACAGGGAAGACCUUCACCUUGGCCAUGGCCACCAGGGAAAUCAUCAAGCAGCCCAACACGCGAGUGCUGAUCUGUACUCACACCAACAGUGCGGCUGACAUCUACAUCCGUGAGUACUUCCACGAGUAUGUCACAAACGGGCACCCCAGGGCAGUCCCGCUGAGGAUCAAAUACACAGACCGUUCCAUCAGCAUGACCGACCCCGUCACUCAGCUGUACUGCUGCCUUUCUCCAGACCAGAGGACCUUCAGGCAACCCACUCAAGCAGAGAUCGACAGGCACCGCAUUAUCAUCACCACAUCCAUGCUGUCCAAGAACCUGAGGGUGCCCCCUGGAUAUUUCACCCACAUCUUGAUAGAUGAGGCAGCUCAGAUGCUGGAAUGCGAAGCUCUGAUCCCGCUCUCGUAUGCUACUUUUGAGACUCGAGUCGUCCUAGCUGGGGACCACAUGCAAGUGACCCCUAAGUUGUUCUGCCUGGGAGGUGAGCAGUCGGCCGACCACACCCUGCUGAACCGUCUCUUCCAGUACUACCAGAAGGAGAAACACGAAGUAGCUCUGAAAAGCAGGAUCAUCUUCAACGAGAACUACCGCUCCACUGCAGGCAUCAUCGAGUUUGUCUCCAAGCAUUUCUACGUCAGCAAAGGCAACACCAUCCAUGCCAGCGGCAACGUCCCGCCCCACCCUGAGCUCCACCCACUCAUGUUUUGCCACGUGCCGGGCUCCACCGAGCGGGAUAUGGCCAUGACGUCCUGGUACAACGUCGCCGAGAUCAUGCAGGUGAUCGAGAAAGUGCAAGAGAUGCACCAGAAGUGGCCAGAUGAAUGGGGAGCCCGGGACCUGAAGAGAAUCUGCGUGGUCUCCCACGGCAUGCAGGUCAAUGCAAUAAGGCAGGAGCUGAGGAAGAAGCACCUGGGAGAGGUGGCAGUGGAAAACUUUGAAAACUUACCAGGGAGGGAGUUUCGGGUCAUCAUCAUCAGCACAGUUCACACCAAGGAAAGCCUGCUCAGCUCCGCUUCCCCCAACAUGGAGUUCUUCAACGAAGCGAGGGUGCUGAACACCAUCAUGACGAGGGCCCAGUCGCAGGUCAUCGUGGUGGGAGAUGCUGUGGCCUUGUGCUCCUAUGGCCAGUGCAGCAAGGUCUGGAAGCGCUUCCUCCAGGAGUGCAUUGAGAAAGGCAGCGUGACUCCGGAAACGCUGACGCUGGAGCAGAUUAAGCAGGCAGUGUCCGACAAGCAGAGCUGGAUCCGGGGAAGCACGGAGCUGCUUGAGGAGGACGACAGCGACACGGAUUCCUGGACCUCCGAAUUGGAUAACACAAAUCCCGAUGAUCCCAUUCUCCAGGAGCUCCUGGAUGAGAGCAAGAACGUCCAGGUGACUGUUUCCGAAGAAGGGUUGCUGAACGUGAGCUCCGAGGCGUCGGCCCAGCAGAACGGUCGGCUGGAAUAUGUCAACUUCUCCUCUCCCACAAUGCAGGAGUAUCUUCGCAUGCACCCCAAAAUGUACAAGAGGUGUGAGCUGGUCAAAGAGGGGUUUGACAGAGCAUCUGCCUUCGCCUUCGAAGACUCACCUCCGCUCAACAUUCAGAUCAAAGGCAGAGUUCGCUGUGGCAUGGCUUUCACUGGUGACCAAGUGCUAGUGGAGCUCCUGCAGACCAGCGCCCCUGAGGGUGGCACCCUCCGUCCCCAGGGGAGAGUGGUGGGGGUGCUGACGCAGGCCGAGCGACAGCGGGCCUUCGUCUGCAUGAUGGACGAGUAUGACCCCCGCGUGAUGAUCCCCAUCGACCACACCAUCACCAAAAUAUUCGUCCCAGGGCUGAAAGAAAAACCCAAUGUCGUCCCCAUCCGCAAACUGGUAAAGGGGAAGUACCAGGUGGUCAGGUGUGAGAAGAUAAACCAGGAGAUGAAAAGAAGUCAGCUCUUCUAUGUCCAAAUUAUCUCCUGGCGGGAAGGUUUUUACUACCCUCUGGGCAUAGUAACAGACAUCCUGCCCAUGGCUUUGACUCUGGAAGAAGGCUUGAAGAUACUUGAUUUGGAGUACGGUCUGGCAAAAAAGUACCCAAGCGAGGUGACCACGGAGCUGGCCAAAAUUACCUCCAGCAAAUCCAACCCUCCCAAGGAGAAUCGGAGGGACUGCCGGAGCUACCUGACCUUCACUGUCGACCCCCCAGGCUCUAAAGAUUUGGAUGAUGCCAUAAGUGUCCGAGAUGAGGGCAAUUGUUAUGAGAUUGGUAUCCACAUCGCAGACGUGGCUGGCUUUGUUCCCAAAGACAGUGCUUUGGAUAUGGAGGCGAAGAAACGAGGCACGACUUACUAUGCCCCUUGUAAGGAGCCGCUGUGCAUGUUCCCACCCCGGAUCAGCCAAGACCUCUGCAGCCUCCUGCCACAAAAGGAUCGCCACGUGAUCUCCCUGUUUGUCACUGUAGAAAAGACAACAGACAGGGUGAUGAAAGGGAACUUCACUGUGUCCACAAUCCACUCGGACCGGCAGCUGUCCUACGAGGAGGCAGAGAGCAUCAUUAAGAACCAUUACAGUGGGGAAGCGAAGGCCCUUCGCUUUGACACCCUUGAGGACUGUAUAGCUGUGGCUUAUCACUUCUCCAGGGUCCACCGACAGUUCAGGCUGCAGGAAGACUGUUACUACGACCGGCUGGAUGAGGAAAGUACCCCAGGCAACAGGGGAUCCCACCAGAUGAUCGAGGAGUUCAUGAUCAUGUUCAACAGCUUCGUGGCCGAGUUUCUAACCAACAAAGACCACACCAAGAACGUCACUCCUCUCCGGUGUCAAAUGGAGCCCAACCCCCAGCAGGUGGCUCAGAUGAAGAACAAAUACAGCCACAUCAUCCCUUUGUCUAUCCACCUCUCGCACCACCUGGGAGCUCUGCCUGCUGGCCCAGCCCCUGCUGGGCGGGGUGAGUUCAGCCUCCUGACCCCACUGUGGGAGCACCUCCAGUCAGCUGUGGACGCUCGUGAUGUCCACAAGGUGCUCGACCUCAUUGCUACCGAUGACAUUCACCCGAAGCUCGCCCCCAUCGUCCUGGAGUUCAGGAGGCUGCUGAGCCGCUCCUAUUUCAGUCGCUCCAACUCGACCGCUCAGUCUAAGGCAGGACAUUAUUCCUUGCACGUCGACUCUUACACCUGGGCCUCCUCCCCCAUCCGCCGAUACCUGGACGUCGUGGUCCAGCGGCACCUUCGUUCCGUGCUCUGCAAGAAGCCAGUGCUGUACUCCUUGGAGGACAUCGAAUUUCUCUGCCGUGACUUCAACAGGAAGAACUUACGGGCGGCCACCUACGAGAAGAGGGCCCACUCCCUGCAGAUGGCCACCCGGCUGAGGUGCCAAGUCCGGCAGAAGAUCGCGUUCGUUGUGAGUGUUGAGGGAAUGGAUAGGUUCUUUAAAGCCUUGUUCCCGCUGAACAAUGAGACCCUUCCGGAUCCCCAAGUGAUCAACUACCGGGCUCUGCAGUUAGUGGAACAGCCCUCGUUUAGCCAAGAGCGGAACAGCAUGAGGCUGACGUGGAGGCGGCGAAUGUACUCCGUGGCGAGCUCCAAGGAGCACACCCCACGGUCCUCGCCGCUUCGGGACCGCCACAUCACCCUCUUCAGCGCUCAGGUGUGGGAAGACGUGCUGGCGGCCAUCAGAAAGGAAGAGUUCGAGAGCGUGAUUGCUCUCCUCAGGCAGGGCCGGGCGACGCGCCAGAGGCAGGUGGGGAGAAUGGAGAGAAGCGACUGCUCGCACUACGUGGGGCUGUCUCUAGAACUGAGCGCCGGGGAUGCCGUACAGCUGCAGCUCACCACCGGGGUUCAUCGGGGAUUUCUGGUGCCUUUUGUGCAGCUGUGGAGCGUGACGCCGGGUUUUGACGUCUGUCUGGAGCACACGGAAAAGCCCAUCAACUGCUUCUCGAAUUACGCCACGCAGGCGUCCAAGGACAAGUACAAGAAUCCAUCGGACUAUAGCAGGGUGUGGCAGCCGCUCAGUGCUAUGGAAUCUGCUUCGUGUGCUGUGGCAGAAAACGACUCCAUUGUCCUGCAGGAUGUCAAAAUAACCUGGGACAAGCAAAGAAACAGCAAAGAGCAGCUGCAGGGGACUUUCUCCUUAACCAAAAGCUUCCUAGAGGAGUGCGCCAUUGAUGUAGACUUCAACCACUGUUACUUGUGCAUCCGGCUAGAGGGCCUGACGCUCAGUGGACGCCGUAAUGACGAGGCGUGUCUUAGCCACAGCCUCCAGAAACUCAGCUUGUCCAACGAGAGCACGGCAGGUGGCAGCUUCGUGGUUGAUCCAGCUACAUACACUUGGGUAGCCCAUGGGCUGCCCGAAGAGUGUAGUGACAAUGAGAAGCUGGACAGAAGUGGACUGAAGGCUGUGAAUUUUUACAUCCAUUUUAUGUCCAUGGAGACGGUUCCUGCGGAGAUCUCCCAGGACUCCGCCAGGUUUACGGUGGAGAUCAUUCCAAAGAUGCUUCCAGAUGUCCGGAAAGAGAAUGCAAUCUGGAAACUGCAAUAUGCCUCAAAGCUCGCCAAGAGCAUAGCGCUGGGCCGGGAGCCUCCCCAGACAGCAGAGAAAAAAUCCAAACUCCAGACACAAAAAACCUUUGAUAUCCCUGGGGGCCUGAGAAAGCUCAACCAAAGUCAAAACAAGGCAAUCCUAGAUGCUCUGAGAAAACCCUUCACUCUCAUCCAGGGACCACCAGGCACGGGGAAGACUGUGGUUGGCGUCCAUAUUGUCUACUGGUUCAACAAGCUGAAUGAGGAGAGGCUGGAGAAGGAACCAUCUCUGGACAAUGCGGAAAAAGCAAGAAAAUGCAUCUUGUACUGUGGCCCAUCCAACAAGUCUGUCGACGUUGUUGCAGAGAUGCUGUUGAAGAUGAAGGGGAACCUGAAGCCUCUGAGGGUUUAUGGCGAGGCGCUGGAGUCGAUGGAAUUCCCCUACCCCGGGAGCAGCCGGCACUUCUCCCGGAAAGCCCUGCGGGAUGCAAAACCUAAGCCGGAGCUCAGUGAAAUAAUUUUGCAUCACCGAAUCCGGCAGCCGUCCAAUCCUUUCUGGCGAAAAAUCCGUGACUUUGAUGCAAAAGUGAAAAGAGGAGAGCAGAUCUCAGAAGAGGAGGUUAAGAAGUACAAAAACCUGUUGUCAGAUGCCCGUGUGCAUGAGCUGCAACUCCACAAUGUCAUCCUGUGCACGUGCUCCGCUGCCUCUGCCAACAGCCUUGUGGACAACCUGAACGUCAAGCAGAUCCUCAUUGAUGAGUGCGCCAUGUCCACUGAGCCAGAGACCCUCAUACCCCUGGUCAGCUACGGGAAGGCAGAAAAGGUUGUUUUGCUUGGGGACCAUAAACAGUUGCGGCCUGUGGUCCACAACGAUUUCUGCAAGAGCCUUGGCAUGGAGAUGUCCCUCUUCGAACGCUACCGGGACCAAGCCCAGAUGCUGGACACGCAGUACCGCAUGCAAAAGGACAUCUGCAGGUUCCCAUCCCAGGAAUUUUACAAGAGCAAGCUGACGACCUGCCCUGAGCUUAAACGCCCUACCAGCGCACUCGAACACAGAUACAAAAGCGGCUGUGCAAUCAUCUUCGGGCACAUAGAGGGGAAGGAGCAGAGUCUGAUGGUCUCCACCGAGGAGGGGAACGAGAAUUCCAGGGCUAACCUGGAAGAAGUGGAACAGGUGGUGAGGAUAGCAAAGCAGCUGACCCUGGAUGGCACCAUCAAGCCAGUGAGUGUUGCCAUCCUGAGCCCGUACAACGCCCAGGUGUCGGAGAUCAACAAACGUCUCACCCAGGAGGGUGUCCGUGGGAUGACGGUUUGCACCAUCAUGAAAAGUCAAGGGAGUGAAUGGAAGUACGUGAUCCUGACCACUGUACGCUCCUGCUCUCGAUCGGAUAUUGAUAGGAAACCCACCAAAAGCUGGCAGAAGAAGUACCUGGGAUUUGUUAUUGACCCAAACCAGGUCAAUGUAGCCAUCACUCGGGCUCAAGAGGGGCUCUGCAUUAUAGGAAACCGUUAUCUCCUAGAAUCCAACCCUUUGUGGAGAAGACUGCUGGAGCAUUACAAACGGAUGGGUUGCAGCACUUUGGCUCACGACAUUCGGGUCAGAAAGAAGUCAGCCCUUCACUGAUGUGAAUGGAUCACAACUGGAUAAACCAGUCCCUGCCUGAAAUGUUUGAUGGGUACAUUGGGGAACAAUGCUGUGUUCAGGCCUCUUUUCUACCCGUCCGACAUUAACCAGUGACCAAAAGGCACCAGGGAUUGGCAAGCUGCACUUUCCUUGCAUGUUGACCACUUACCUUAAGCUUUUUUUAAUGAAAAGGCAACCUUGGAUCAAGACUUUCAGCAUCUGCAAACCAAAAAGCUUUGGAAGUUGAGGGUGCAGGGGGAGAUUGUGCUAUUUUGUGGAAGCCAAGAGAUCCUCAGUGGAAUUCCCAUCCUGCCUUUUUGUGACAGCAGCUAUUCUUUGGGGACCAAGUGGAUAUUUCCACUUCAUCAGGAGGUGAAGGAUGGUGUGUGAUGGACCUACAGCUGAGCUGUAGGAUCAAGGCUGCCGAGUGCUACCACUAAUUCUGAAACCAAGGCCAGGAACCAACUAAGGCGAUCUCAUUUCUCAAAGCAGAAAAAACAAUCUGUUUUAUUUUAAAUGAAGGAAGAAGAAACUGGGAGAAAACCAAAAAAAGAAUAUUCUUGGCCUUUAAGAACUGGUAAAUCUCACUUAGCCAAGGUUGUGGUGACCAGUAUAAAGCGAAUGAAGACUGUGGGGGACAAGCUCUACCAGCAGAUUUUGACAUUGCAAAGAUAUUUUUAAGCUGCCCACCUAGUUUUACUUGAAAAUGUUUCCUCGUGUAAAGAAUGUUUCCUCUUUUUUUUAAAAGCUGCUUCUAACUUAUUGACUUUUAACUCAGUGAACUUUGCUUUGCAAUCAAAGGCCCAUACUUUUGGCCAUGUGAUAUGUAUGUGUAUAUAUUUUUAAAAUAGCCAAAUUGCUGUGAACUGGGAGGUGUAAAUCACUAGAGAACAGGACACUAACAGGAAUAGGAAUUAUUUUUCCCAAUAAUUCAGUUCUGAUCAUGCCUGUGUAGUGGCGAAACGGUGCUCGGCGCUGAGCCUUGUUAAGCUGGAGCGGCUUACGUAGGCCUGGUAUUUCUGGGGGACAGCACCUUUAUCUCAUUAUUCCAGUUCUGACUAUACGUGUGCCUGCCUCAGCGCUCCCUGAGACCAAACACAUGGACACCUGUAGAUGUCCGUGUAAGACUGAUCCAAGCUGCCAUUACAACUAUUUUUUUUUUUUAAAUCCAAUGAAAACAAGGUGGGCCAAGUGCCGUCCCUGGUGUAACUACUGACCUUUGUGACUUCAACAAGAGUUAUAGCCGGGAUGAAUGAAUGCUGUGUUUGCAGGGCUCCUUUCCUGAUGUGAAGGAAUGUGCAAUAAGAAAACCUGAACACCCAGCAUGUAAUGUCCUACUCCAUUUCCGUGGGCCUUCCUGUUCGGUUUGAGUCAUGUGCAGCCAUGGAAAGGACCCAACCUGUGCAGAAGGUUCUCAUUCCUCGACUUCUUGUUUUGAAACUGCUUGCUUGCCCUCCAUGUAAUAGACCUGGUUUCUGGUGAAAACACACACAUCUGCUAGUACUGCAACAUAUGGGUCCAAGUCCCAUGUCUGAGGAAAGAAUGUAGACGGCUUCCUCAUUAUUUCUAAGGGGCACUGGAUAAAGGCUGGUCAUAGAAUCUGAGGCCAGAAGGGAUCACCAGCUCAUCCAGACUGACCUCUUGUGCAUCACAGGCCACUGCACACUAAGCCCAGCCACCAAAGUUUUUCAGCCCUCAAGAGACUAAACUAUUAUGUGCCACAGGCAGAGAACGGGUGAGUUCUUAGGCCUGACAGUUGUCCCACAUUGAAGCCUCUUAUCUCAAGGAUUCCAGAUGGGCCUUGUUUUUGCAAACCAAUUGUUUUUACGACUCCAGAAUAAACUCUGGACAGAGAUCGCUUUGUGGACUCGUGAAACAAAUGGUGAAAGCCUGUAUGGGAAUCCUUAAGUUAAACACUUCAGUAUGGUGCACAUAUCCCAGCAGAGAGAACAUUGUAUUGCUAACACACUCAUCGUGGUCCCUUUAAGCCCAGUGGGCCUUAUUCUCCUCCCUCUAGUAUACAUCCAGAGUUUCUCCGUGGAAAGAAUGCAGGUUACACAAGUGUACAACAGAUAUAAAUGGGAGGAGAAUCAGAUGCACUGUAGGGGCUUAGUUUGAUACUGCUGAGCAUUAUUUAGCCGUGUUACCUUGGCAUGUACCAUUUUCCACUUGUUUGUAUUUAAAAAAACAAAAUACCCCCCGCCCCACCAAACUACUACAUCUUGUGAGGUAAAGUCUAGAGUGAAGUACUUUGUUCAGUCACUGUUAUCUUACAAGGCAACAGAUCAGCAUCCUCUCCGGAAACUUACUCUGAAAGAGAUCGGUCUCAUAACUUGUGUUCGAAAAUGCUGCCCUGUGGCCUACCAGCUCCAGUGAGAUCGCAGCUCAGACUGCUGGGUUGCAUUGAUGUUGUAAAUAGGUAGUUGCAUAAUUGAUCAUGUAGCCUCAGUAGCCAGGGGUUAGUAGGAAGGGCAAUGAGUGUAACGUUUUGUAGAGACUAUUCCUGAUAACUGAAUACUGCGUUAGGGAUAUUGUGCUUCUGGAUAUACAGAAUCAGAGAAGUUCAUAUGGAAAAGACUCAUUGAAUGUAGUCCAGCUUCUGAUGCAUAGAGAGAUUUGAAUCAGUUAUUUAUGAUGGAAGGAUUUUUACAUAAAACUAUUGACAUAAAGACAAACCUUUUUUAUUAGGGGGGGGAAAGCCCCCACUAUAAUUCCAAUGGCAUGUGUCUGGAACGAUGGUGUGCAGUUUGUCGGCCACAUCACAAGCGCCACAUCUUAGAGUUUGAUUAAAAACAAGGCUUGUGAAUGGUAAAAUAGGAGAUCAGAAUGGUUUCCUAGGGAGAUGCUGUGAGUGGGAAAUAUCCUGUCAUCAUAAACAUCAGGAGUUGAACUCCAGCUGGUGCUGACCAUAGGUGCAUGCCCAAAGAACAGCACAAUGGCUGCAGUUUGGGCGGAAAGUUGUCCAUCCCAGUCCUGAAACCCCUGGAAAGUCAUGCACAGCCCAUUAUGCCGUGCGUCUGACAGCAGUCCUGGCGGGGUGGGUAUGGGCUGCAGCUAAGAGGUUGGAGUACAAUCUAAGCACAGCACCCUCAUCACCCCCACUCCAUACAGCUUGUUCUUUCUGCAGGAUUGGGGUGAGGGGCUGGCUUUGGGUUCUCAGCCAGAAGACAAGCACGUGUGAAAAUUGCCUUUGUGGGACAUGUCCAUUCAUACUGGAGAGUAGCAUCGCUUUCCCCACCACUGCCUAGACUUUGACCCUAUGUGAGUUCACGAAAGGUGAUCUGCAUGUAGAGUAAACAGUGUCUCGGGCUUCAGUCUGCCUGAUCGUUGUGAUUUUAGCACUCGCCCGUGGGUCUGCUCCUGCUCGCAGUAAAACCAAUAGAAAAAUCCUCCGUAGGAAUAGACGUGGGCCCGUGGCGCUGUUCCUGUGUAGAAUAUGAUCCACUGCAAUAAAUCAGUUUUUAAAUGGAAAUAAAAUGUUACAUGUUGUGAAAUGCAAAUUAAGGAACCUUAAAUGGGGCAGGUUUUUUUAUCUUGUGUGUGUCUGUACCAUGUGACUUGUAACAGAUUUGGAGCAACAUUUUGGAUACAAAUAUUUUUAUCUGCGGCUAAUGUUUUUAAAUAAGAACCUCAACAUUCUUGUUUCAUAUUUAAGCCAUAAUUGUAAAGAUGAUUGAAUUUAUUAAAUGAAAAAUGUUUAUUUAUGGGAA